Messenger RNA from Cladocopium goreaui, 1638 nucleotides. Lineage: Eukaryota; Dinophyceae; Suessiales; Symbiodiniaceae. The record is from the annotation of a GenBank genome assembly.
AUGCCACCGCUUCCUGCUGCAGAAGGGUCAAAUGAGGGUUUGCCGGACAAGUUGAACAGGUACCUUCCAAUUGCCAUUCCUGUCCAGUGCUUGACCGAGCCUGCAUGGCUCCCUGUGUGGGAUAAGCUGCGGGCUGAACAAGGUUUGAUGGCCUCUGGAAAAUCUGGUGGAAACUUCCCUGUUAUGCCUUCUCCAGCAGUUGGCGGCGGUUGGUCUCAAGCUCAGCUGAAUGUGACACCAGCAGGUGAGUGGUUGCGGCUUCUUGUGGACCUCAUAGGCAAGGUGGCCGGUGGCAGCUUUGACCCAGACCUCACGAGGCCUGACCCAGCCUCCCAGAAGGGUGGCUCCAAAGGCACCUUUAUGCGGGACUUUUCUCAAUGCAAUGCUGAUGAUGCCUUGCCUCCGCCUUCAGCUAAUGCGCGGCUGCAGUCGGGGGAACAGCCUUCUAAGAAGGUCAAAGCUGUGCUUGGUGCCAAGCGUUUGCUUCUAAUGGAAAGAGUUGCGAAAAGUAUCAACUGGCCAGACACCACACUGUUUCAGGAGAUGGCCCAAGGUUUUCGUUUGGUGGGACAGGCGACAAAAUCAAAUAUUUUUCAACCUGGUAUCAAAGCGGCUUCAAUGAGUGAAGAACAACUGAUGAAGGAUGCUAAGUUUUUGAAGCCAGCGCUGCUUGGGAAGAUACGUGCUAGUCGUGGAGAUGCCCAUAGCAAGGAACUCUACGAGCUCACGGAAAGCGAAGCCCUUGAUAAGGGUUGGCUGUCUGGCCCUUAUACUGCGCUUGAGAUGGACGAGCGUUUUUCUGGGCGAUGGCUUCCUGUCAGGCGUUUCGCAGUCAUCCAAAAGGAAAAGUUGAGGCCCAUUGACGACCUGAAGGAAAACCGAGUGAAUGAGACUUUCUCGUCAACGGAAAGGGCUUCAUUGUACGCUCUAGACCACUUGGUGUGGAUUUCCAUUUUUCUUGCAAGACUGUAUACAGUCGGUGGCGAGUUCAACUUUGAAUUGGAAGACGGAACGCAAUUGUCUGGGUUUGUCCACAAGGACUGGAUAGAAGCUGGCGUUGAUUUGAAGGUCACAGCCAUGGACUUGAAAUCAGCGUACAAACAACUUCCCCUCAGUCCAUUAGAUUCAGAUAAAGCUGUCAUUUCCUUGUGGAGCGAACAGCACCAGGAUGUGCGUUGCUUCGAAUGUGCUACGCUCCCAUUUGGAGCUUCAGCAAGCGUUCACAACUUCCUGAGGGUGAGUGCGUUCCUGCAGGCCGCAGGCUGUGCCUUGGGGCUCUUGUGGACCAGUUAUUUUGACGAUUUCCCUAUGGUAUCCCAUGCAAUGCAUACCACCUCUACGUUGGCUUGUGCCAAGGGUCUCAUGUCUCUUUUUGGUUUCGUUUAUUCGGAAGAGAAGCUGGCUCCUUUCGAUUACACUGCUGAAAUCCUUGGAGUCGUUGUUGACUUGAGCAAAGCGUCACAGAGAAAGAUUUCAAUUUCCAACAAGCCCUCCAGGGUGGAGGAAUUGAACCUUGCUUUGAAGGAUAUCCUUAAGGCUGGCGUGGUGGUGCCUAACCAGUUACCUUCUGUUUUGGGAAAAACUUCAAUAUGCAGACUCCCACGUGUGGGGGCGAGCUGGCAAGCUGGCCUUGGCUGA